AUGUCGGGAUCAUGGGUUUUUGCAUUCAAGGUCAAUCAGAAUCCUUGUGAGUCCUCUGACGAGGAACUCCAGGAAGCUCUAGAAGAGUUAAACUCGCAGGCAGAUGCGCUCUCAAAGCUCGGUGCCACCAUUCAAUUGCCUUUAUCAGGGCCUACGCCAGUCUGGGUAAUCGAAUGGAGACAUGUCGACUUGAGAGCUGAAGUUGACACAGAUAAUGAGAGGGGUGUCUUCCCUAAAUGCCCUCCUUACCCAUUCGGAGCACUCCUUGUGGCCAAAGAUGCCAUUAAGGCCAAACAGGAACUAUCCCGAGGUAAAGAAUCCAAGGCCGAGAAGAAAGAGGCUGAAUUCUUCAACCCGAUGUGCAUGGAGAUCGAACAAGGGGAAGACUGGAGGGAGCCUAUCAUGGACUUCAUAAAGCAUGGAAGGGUACCUCAGGAUUGGGCGGAACACAACGGCAUACGACAGAUGUCUAUCAAGUACGCCCUCCUCGAUGGGGAUGUUCUUACGCGUCUAUCAUUUUAUGGAAUUCUCCUCAGAUGCCUCGAUGCACAAGAGGCAAGCAAAGUGCUGUAA
Amborella trichopoda is the source of this 573-nucleotide messenger RNA. NCBI's taxonomy places the organism in Eukaryota, Viridiplantae, Streptophyta, Magnoliopsida, Amborellales, Amborellaceae. The record is from RefSeq and is a predicted model, not a curated record.